AUGAUGGAAGUCCCGAAGGAGGACGACGAGCCGCAUGGUCGAAGAAGCAUUGACGUUGCGAACCAUCGGUUCCCGUUCUGCAUCGUGUGGUCUCCCUUGCCCGUGAUCACGUGGCUCAUCCCAUUCAUCGGACACAUGGGAAUUGCCGACUCCAACGGAGUCAUCUACGACUUUGCGGGACCAUACUCCAUCGGCGAAGACAAUUUCGCCUUUGGUCAGCCCACGCGGUACCUCCAACUGAGUCUCCCGGCUUCAAUCAGCGAAGAUGCUUGGGACGAAGGGGUGCGAAAGGGAUGCGACGUGUACAAGAAGCGCAUGCACAACCUCUGCUGCGACAACUGCCACUCGCAUGUCGCGCGAUGCUUGAACUCGAUGGCGUACCCGUGUGUGUGGGGCCAGUACUGGAACAUGAUCGUGCUGUGUUUCUACUGCUUGUUUUUCGGCAAGUUUGUCAACCUCCAGGGAUUCCUGCUGACGUGGGGACCGUUCGUCGUCAUUAUGGCCAUCGUGUUGCUAAGUGUCCUUGUCCAUUAAGGCAGUCGUAAUUCAUCAUGUUCAUGCUUAUCUCUGCG
This is a messenger RNA of Aphanomyces astaci, 572 nucleotides long. RefSeq lists its product as hypothetical. The transcript has a single exon. NCBI's taxonomy places the organism in Eukaryota, Oomycota, Saprolegniomycetes, Saprolegniales, Verrucalvaceae. The record is from RefSeq and is a predicted model, not a curated record. Bases 1 to 534 code for a protein of 177 amino acids.